Molecule: messenger RNA, 645 nt
Organism: Verticillium alfalfae VaMs.102
Lineage: Eukaryota; Fungi; Ascomycota; Sordariomycetes; Glomerellales; Plectosphaerellaceae
Product: ribulose-phosphate 3-epimerase
Exons: 3
Coding region: 1-645 (214 amino acids)
Biological process (GO): carbohydrate metabolic process; pentose-phosphate shunt, non-oxidative branch
Cellular component (GO): cytosol
Molecular function (GO): metal ion binding; D-ribulose-phosphate 3-epimerase activity
Source: RefSeq, a predicted model, not a curated record
AUGGCGCCCAAAGCCAUCAUCGCCCCUUCUAUCCUUGCCGCCGACUUUGCCGACCUGGGCCAUGACCACGUCCAGCAGCCGACGGAGAAAUUCGCCAAGGGCACCUUCGACUGCCACAUGAUGAUUGCCGAGCCCAAGAAGUGGGUGAAGGAGUUCAAGAAUGCCGGCUGCGACCUGUACUGCUUCCACUACGAGGCCGCCCACUCCUCCGACGCCGAGAGCCCCGAGACGACCUCCGACAACAAGACGUCCCCGAAGGCGUUGAUCAAGUACAUUCAUCAGCAGGGCAUGCUCGCCGGUAUCGCCCUGAAGCCCGCAACCUCGGUCGAUGUCCUGUGGGAAAUUCUCGAGAACCCCAACCAGGACGAGAGGCCCGAUAUGGUCCUCAUCAUGACGGUCGAACCCGGCUUCGGCGGCCAGAAGUUCAUGGCCUCGGAACUGCCGAAGGUUCAGGCCCUUCGCGAGAAGUACCCCGAUCUCAACAUCGAAGUCGACGGCGGCCUCGGGCCCGGCACCAUCGAUCAGGCUGCCGACGCGGGUGCCAACGUCAUCGUCGCCGGCAGCGCCGUGUUCGGCGCCAAGGAUCCCGCCGAGGUCAUCUCGCUACUCCGUGAUGCCGUCGACAAGCGUUCGGGGAAGCUGUGA